AAGUAUGGAAUUAGGCUAACUUAACAUUAGGCUACAAAUAUUCGUUGUUUCUUUGCACAUAAAAUAGGCCUAUGACAGUGAAGAGAGUUAAUAAAUCCAAUCGGGCUGAAGUAAAAACCUCACGUGGGGAAUACAUUGUAUUUCUAGAAUUUACAAAAGAACAUGAUGUAAACUUCUGCACUUGUUUCGCGUAUAAAUCAAUAGCCUAUAUGUGUAUGUGUGUGUGCAUGAGGUCAUAGUUCCAUGAGUUUCAACAUGCGGGGGAAAAAAAUGACAAUAUGGAGAUAAGACGCGUGCUGUCAAUUGUCAAUGCUAUUGCAGAAACGAGCAGAAAGGUGGCUGUCAACUCGUAGGUCUAAAGAGAGUGAAAGAGAGGGAGAGAGAGAGCGAGAGAGAGAGGUUAGGAGCUCCGUACGCAUCCUGCUCCAGAUGGUGAUUUAAACGCAGACAGAAGGCUACAGAGGGAUAGAGAGAAUCACAAGACUGCACACUAGACCCGCGAGCUCAAAAUAAUCGAAAACGACCAAAACACGAAAUGAGCGACAACAAGGACAACCAUUUAGGCGCUCGAAAUAUGAUGAAAGAUUUUUACUGACUGGAGUUGACAACAGCAUCUCAAGCCAUUUGUUUCAGUGGAAUGAGCGGUCCUCGAUGCCUGAACAGUUGGAUCGGUUGGCAAUGACGGUCUGAGAAGCGUGGUGUCUGCUGAGCAAAAUCGAGUGAUUCAUUCGGCUUUGACAUGAUCAAACAACGGGAGACUCAUUUUACGGAUGUAUAAAGACUUGAUAUUGUAAAGUCAUUUGGACGACUGUGUGCCAAACAACGGUUUCAAAGUCGUCUACCGAGGAGUAGCAUUUGGAACAAGAGGAUCCAUGCCCAAAUGAAUUUCAUAUUUUUUACAUUGGAUGUAGCCUACGGCGCGCAUCGGACAAGGAUUUGUGAAGUAGUCUAUUUUCUCUGACAAUUUUAAGAUUACACAAAAUAUUUAUAUUUUGUAUCAGUUUGCCGACGGUGAGCACAAAUGUUAAUACAUAUCUGAAUCAACUAUCACUGUGGUUUCUUUACUGUAUUAGCCUAUCCUUGCUAACAGAAAAUUAGAUCUAAAGCAGCUCACAUUUAGAUAACGAAGAGAAGUUGUGAUUUCCCCCCCUCAAAAUCCAGAUAAACUGUUGGUUUUUACCAUCGAAAACGGACAGUAAACCAAAGACUUCUAUGUAACUAAAGGAUCACAAAGCUCUGUCUAGCUUUGCGAUAUAGUUUUCAAUUUAUAUCUAAGAAGUGAAUUACCUCAUCAUUUAUUGAACCGAAAAGUCAACAACACCGCUUUGAAUCCAAAGGAAACAAAAUUAUAUAUUUUUUUGACUGUAAAAGUGUCGAAUUUAUCGUUUUUUUCUCUCUCUCUCUCUCAAUAUCUUUCAUUAUCAAAGAGAAGGAAUAACACCUUUAUGAAUUGUGUUCAAUAUCUCCGAAGGCUUUAUCCUUUCUUUCAAAAAAUGAGGAUCGGGGCGUUAUAAUCGUCAUUAUUUGGCCUGGAUUAUCUUCGCUGCAAUUACCUCAGCCUUGAACCCGACCUUCACAAAGUAGCACAGAACAGAAGGUUGGAACAAUGCCCGAUUCACCUGCUGAUGUCAAAACCCAGCCCAGGUUGACUCCGCCCACAAUGCCACCUCCACCCCCGGCCGUCAGCCAGGCACCCAAUCGCAACGCUUCAUUCACACCCACCACCAGUAGGUCAAUGCUGAACGGGAGCAGUCACUCAAGUCACUCGCCCACGUCGCUCAACGGGGCGCCCUCUACACCCAACGGCUUCAGCAACGGCCCCGCCAUGUCGUCCACCGCCUCCCUGUCCAAUCAGCAGCUGCCGCCGGCCUGUGGCGCCCGCCAGCUCUGCAAGCUCAAGCGCUUCCUCACCACGCUGCAGCAGUUCGGCAACGACAUCUCGCCCGAGAUCGGAGAGCGGGUCCGCAGUCUGGUGCUGGGCCUGGUGAAUUCCACCCUGACCAUAGAAGAGUUCCACUCCAAACUCCAGGAGGCUACCAACUUCCCACUGCGUCCCUUUGUCAUUCCGUUCCUCAAGGCGAACCUGCCCCUGCUUCAGAGGGAGCUCCUCCACUGUGCACGGAUGGCCAAGCAGACUCCCGCCCAGUAUCUGGCCCAGCAUGAGCAGCUGCUGCUGGACGCCAACGCCAGCUCGCCCCUGGACUCCUCUGAGAUCAUGAUGGAGAUCAACGAGCAUGGCAAGAGGAGGACCCCCGACAGGACCAAAGACUCGGAGAGAGACGGGCACCACCCGGAGCACCUGGCCAAGCGGCCCUGCACCAUCAGCCCCAGCCAGCGCUUCAGCCCCAGCACUGGCCUGCCAGCCCACCCGCCCCCCAACGGCCUGCCCACGCACCCCCCCAACGGCCUGUCUCACCCCAACCCUCCUGCCCCCCAACACUACCGUCUGGAGGACAUGGCUCUGGCCCACCACUACCGCGAUGCCUACCGCCACACAGCAGAGCACCGCGAGGCUCGCGACAGACACCGGCAGACAGCCGUGCAUGGAGCACGCCAGGAAGAAGUGAUCGAUCACCGCCUGACAGAUCGGGAGUGGGCCGAGGAGUGGAAGCACCUCGAUAAUGUACGUGUUGCUGGGCUGCUCAACUGCAUCAUGGACAUGGUGGAGAAGACACGGCGGUCUCUCACGGUGCUGCGGCGUUGCCAGGAAGCCGACCGCGAGGAGAUGAACCACUGGAUCCGGCGCUACAGCGACGUGGAAGAUAUGAAAAAAGGUGGGAGCAACGGCCAGCCACGCCCUCCUCCUCCUCCUCUACCUCUACCUCCUCACAACUCCUCCUCCAACACUCCUAACAACGUCGAGACACAGCAGCCCAUAGAGAUUCAUAGGGACUUCCUGCACAGACCUGCGUCUGGCUACCUACCUGAGGAGAUCUGGAGGAAAGCUGGUGCUACAAGUAUCCCACUCUCCCCAGCACUGAAGCAACUCCAAAACAAGCAGGAGGAGGCAGUGAACGAGGUGAAGAGGCAGGCCAUGUCGGAGCUACAGAAGGCUGUGUCGGACGCUGAGAGGAAGGCCCAUGAGAUGAUCUCCGCUGAGAGGUCCAAGAUGGAGAGGGCGCUGGCCGAGGCCAGAAAACAGGCCUCUGAGGAUGCACUGACCGUCAUCAACCAGCAGGAGGACUCCAGCGAAAGCUGCUGGAACUGUGGACGCAAGGCCAGUGAGACGUGCAGCGGCUGCAACACGGCACGCUACUGCGGCUCCUUCUGCCAGCACAAAGACUGGGAGAAGCACCACCACGUCUGUGGCCAGGGUCUACAGGGCCUCCCCGGGGGCAGCAGUGUUCCUCUGGGCACCCCCUCCUCCAGCGCACCCCCUACACACUCAGAGAGCACCCCCCCUGGUCCACUCUCCCUGCCCGGCCAGACCAGCGGUGGUGGGGGAGGCAGUCUCUCCGGGAGUCCUAAGGAGGCUAGCUCCAGCAGUGCCUCACGCUCCACCACCCCAGCGACCCCUGCACUGCUGGACGCCACCUCUCGCUGACCCCGCCCUGCCACGCCCAGUCACUCCCACUGAUGCUACAGUACAGCUGCCAUCCAUCCUAAAUGAACAGAGGAAUCUCCAUCGAUCGCACUGCACCCUUUCCUUCUUUUGUACGGCAUCUGUAGUGGUCCUACCGUGAAUACUGCACCGUUGACUACUUCUUAGCUACCCGAAGGCCACGUUUUCUCAACUCCUCAACCUCCCCCCAAAAAUCGUUCUGACUGUCUCUCAGCCGCACAGACUUUCUCUCUGUCAAACUCGAAACUAGUCAAGGGGUCCACUUGUUGUGUUUAGCAUGGCUAGGGCUUAAUUUACUGAAUUCUCAAAAUAAACCAAUGCAGAAGCAGAACUUCCUAUCUAUUACAACAAACAAAAAAACACACCAGACUUGGUUAUUGAACUCUGACAAUGUCGUGUGAAGAUAAGCAUUGUUAUAUGCCAGACCAACACGUGGCCUCAGUAACAUAAGCCCAGUCAACGCCUGUGUAUGUUGGGGGCUUGCAUCGCAUGAGACUCGUUAUGGUACCACACUUAUUGUGAAGAAGAGAUAUCUGAAUUUAGCACUUGGAGAGGAUUUCCCUUUAACGCAGCAGGAGUGGGAUGACUCUUAACCCCCAGCAUGUGCACUAACAGCCCAGACCUCUGAGAGAUGGAUAGAUAGAUGCGUCUAUAGAACAGGCUCCUCUGUGUACUGGGCCAUGGACAUGUCCUGAUUGAGGUCCCCUAUCUAAGAAGCCAGACACCAGUCCGGAAACCCCUGUUCUGAUGUAGGAGAGGGGAUAAGAUACACUCAUGGUGCGAUUUUGUUUCCCCCUCAGAAACUCUUCCAUAAUACGGCUAAUUAUUUAUCUAAUGAUUCAUUUUUGGGCUUUAAGGAAGACAAAGAAAAGUCCAAAUAUUCUAAUCAAAUAAUAAUAAUAAAAAAAAUUAAAAAAGUGAACUACCUUGCUAGCGAGCCAAGAAAAUGACACCGGACUCACCUCUCUGUACCGAUGUGAACCCAAAUGAAUUCAAAGAAGGAAUAAAAAAAAAAAAACAUGAUCCAAACCUUUUUAUUACACUGCCAAAGUUACUAAGAGACAAGGAGAAGCACUCAUCUUGUAACCAAACGCAAGCAACUUCACCUCCUCAGCAGCAAAGCUCUGGGAGAUAAAGCCUGUAGAGCAACAACAGGAGUCACACUAAAACUCUAUAUUGAGUGUACUGUAGCUGGCCUCUGUCAGCCUGAAAAUACCCACAGUGAUCCACAGAGAGAGAAAUCCAGAGCAAACAUUUGAAACGCCUGCCACAAUAGACAAUUGAAAUGGGAGGACGAACCACUGAAUGUGACAGUGAUUUAUGUAAAUGGCAACGGAAUGGACAAAGAAGCAGCUACUUGGCCUCAAAAAGAAGAUGAAAGGCAUUGGAACUGCCAAAAAUAACCUCAAAAAAACUGAUAACCUGUCCAAGCAAGAAUUGUACAGUACGGACAAGACUUUUGUUCCUAAUUAUGUUUGUUUUUUUAACUCUAUCAAGAGGAUACAUUUCAGUGAGUCGUACCUUUUCACCCUCUUUUUCCAAAGCAUGACAAACAGACUAACGAGCCUCAUAAGCGGUGUAGACUCAGUUCUCUUCUCUCUCUCUUUCUACCUCCCCCCCACUUUCCCGUAUGUUCCUCCCUAAAACUCUCUCGUUCCUCUGUCAACCCUACCCCCUUUGGACAUAACCUCUGAGCAGAUAUCUGGGAAGGGAUCAAACCUGCUUGUAGAUAUUCCUUUCUUUGUUUCUCGAUAAAAAAAAAAUGUGUCUCUGUCUCUGGUGUCCACCUGUGCUGCCCUUGUGCGUUUUCAGAAAGAGGGACUUUUCUUCUUUUUAAGUUUGGACAAAACAUUGAAGCAGGAGCAAAGACUCUAGGAGAGAAAACCCCAUGUUGUACUUAUCGUUCAAUUUGUUGUAUCUUUAUCAAUGAAAAGAAAAUCCUCUUGUAGAAUAUUUUAUAUUGCUCGCAUUGUAAGACAGUGAGAGGACAGAGGUGCAAUAUGAAGAGAAUUCAGCUACUGGGUGGAACCUCAGCAACUACCCAUAGGGGGUCAUAUAAUAUAGAUACAUAUAAAUAUAUUUAAAAUAACAUCAGUAACUUAAUGUGAAUGUACAUAGUAUUUAAAGAGGUCCAAAAAUGUGUUUGCCAAAUAACAGAAACCUUGAAAGUAAUGUACAAUGUCCAGAAUAUGAUUUCUUUCCAGUUCAUUUUUUAAUCAAAGGAAUUUUCAUUUCUCAUAAAUCCUUCUUUUCUACCAGAUUAGCAAAAUCUGUUGAGUGUGUAAUCUCAAAAAGAUGUUAUGAGGAGGGAGUCACAGUUCUUAUAGCUCCCCCUAUGAUUGAUGGCAGCGUACUCCUCUGACUCCCUUCAAGAGGAGCCAGCUAUAGCUCUCAUGACAGGCCCAAGAGGAUGGUUUUAAAGAGGAGAAAGAGAGGCUUAUCACACAUUGAUUCUAAAAGCGUCCUAGCAUGAGGCUAAAUUACUCCACUACUCUGGAUAUUGGAUUCAGAACGCAAGAACUUGUGCCCAAUAAGUUAUCUGUAUCUGUGUGAAACAUUGCCAUCCAUUGGGCUGAAGUGCCACUGCAGUGGGCCACACUGAAAACCCUGUGGGCUGCCCUCAAAACAAAGCCAACACACUGGUCUGGAAGUCUGAAGCUUAACCUAACCAUGAUACUACCCAAUCCUUUCACUGGUUAUUUUUUUCUUACUCUGUCCAUAGAUUUGUUUGUGAAGAUGCAGUCUCAGUCAUUUUUUCCUCGUGUAGCUUUAGGAUCCUAGCAAGGCAAAAAGGACUCAGAACCUGGGAGAGUUGGAACAGAUCUCUUCACAAUCACAGACUAACAGGGAGGAAUGCCAUCUCAUACAGUAAUGUCAUCACAAGCUAUAAGUUAAAACAUCAUUAAGUUAGAAUUACAGGCUCAAAUGGCUUUCAGACAUAGCAUUAAAUAGGGACUGUACCUGCCAUGUUAAAAUGAAUGAUAUAAUAAUCCCUAACCAAUUGGCCACAUAACUCUAAAAUGGACCAAGCUUUUGUGUUGUUUUAUGUUCUACUGUUACAAGUAUGGUCUGCCAGGCUCUUUCACAUGUAAAACCUAGAGUGACAUAUCGACGCAGAAACGAUUAGAUGUCAAUUAGCAUUGACAGUGUUGUUUAAUUUAUCACAUAUGUACAUGAUCUAUUUUCCUAUAUGUCAGUAUCAAAAAGUAAUAUAUAAAUCGUUCAAGUGUGAUAAGCUGCGAGGUACCCUGCAUCUGCGUGUAUAUGUGUGUCGUAUGUUAUUACCGGUGUAUUGAAAUGACUUCAGCCUGGUUAUGUUUCUAAACCUCUUCAGCCCUCUGCUCUUUAACCCCCACCUGAACAUCCCUCCUGUCUCCUGACCCACCACAAGCUACCUCCUGUGACCCUGCAGCACAUGACUGGGAGAGGUCACUGAGCUUUGGGAGCAGGGCUGCGAGCAGACAUGCAAACUCACACAAACAUCAGAGCAAAUAGGAAACAAACCCGAAAGGUCUAAUACUGAUUACUUUGCAAUGUGUAUAUUUUCGCACCUCAACCUCUUGUCAGUCAGAAAUAGUGAUCAAAGGAGGAACACUCAGAUGAUUUUGAUUCUAGGACUCUCUGCGUACACAACACUGUCCAGGGUUCGAUAUACAGUAAUUCCUUCCAUCCCCAAGCUGAACGUAAAACCAUUACAUGCCAUUUGUAGUCCACAACAAAUAAAAGCACAGACCAAAGUAUUUCUGCACGGCGGUGCAUUUUGACAUUGUGUAGAGAAAGACCAGAAAUAAGGAGGCUUGAGGCCAACUAUACCUGUUAACCAAAGUGUCUGAAAUAAACACAUGCUCAAAGCACAAGACAAAAACAAACAACCAACGCAUCUGUGAAGGUGGAGAUUUGUAGAUUAUUUAUUCAAGCAAUCAAAGCGCUUGUUUCUACAUAUCUAAUGCCUCAGAUAAGACUACAGAAACAUCUCCGGAAUGCGUAAUGAUUGCUUUGAGUUUUCUUCCUAAGCCUUGCUUACAGAUGGAAUAAAUGCAUGGUGUGUGUGUGUGUGUUUGUACUUGUUUUUCUCUUUUCACAGUUUCUCUGUACAAACUACUUGAACCUUCAGAGCUUUAAUGAAACAUCUCAGUCAGAAUAAUGGCAGAGAAUUCUAAAGAUGUAGCAGUGCACUGAGAGGGAAAGACAGAGUGAACUCACCCACCAUAUUAUCCACAACAUUACCGUAGGUUUUGACGACAUUUCAAUACACAUUAUCCUUUAAUGCUCUCUGUGUGCUUUGCUUGUCUGCGAAUCAACCCUGAAACACAAUAACUCUUUGAUUUGUCACAACUUGUGGCAAAAACUAUUUUUAUUGACCAAAAAAAAAAAUGUGUGUUUGGUAAUAUCUAUCACACCAUCUCUCUCUUUCUCCGCUGUCACUUCUUUAGCCCAGCAUUGGGGCACAUGUUCUUUGGGUAGGUCUAUACUGGGGUAUAGAGGUCUAUACUGGGGUUGAUGCUGUUGGACAUUUGGCCAAGUAAGCUGUCACUGAAAGGACAGCUGAAGUAGAGUUAGCAUGCUGAGUUCCUGUUCUGUGUGACCCACUGGAGAGAAAGACAACUAAUUCUCUUUUUUUUAUGGCCAGACAAGGUCAACAAGGUUCCUAAAGUGGUAUUGGCUCUGAGGAAAGGAUUCACGUUCUGGACAUGGAAUAAUGGAAGACCAACUGUGUGUGGAGUGUUCUAUUUCAUUCAUGCCCUGUGAUGACUCAUGUCAUAAUGGGGUAUUAGGAGGACUGUUCCUGCCUCUAAUGUAAAAUCUACAUAACCUGGAGGUCUUUAACUCUUAUAUAUAGAUAAAGACUGUCAUUCAUUCACACAUACAGACCACUUUCUUAUCUCUUUAGGUUUUUAUUACGGCAUACAUGAAGAGGGCAAAUUCUGUGUUUUCGAUGGUAAAUACUAGCAUGUUGGCAUCAGCCUCUCCCUAACCAUUUACCACCUUUCUGUCAAUGGAGUUUCCUGGCUCAUCUGAUUUUAGCGAUUGAUUGCCCUGUAAAGCCCGCACUGAUACAAAGCUGAGAUGGCAAAAGUGGAUACAGCUCUUGGUCUCCCCAAGCCAUGGUAGGGAUGAAAGUGUUGUUUUUUUGUUACAUUAUUACUUCAAGACAAACAAAGACUUGGUUUUAUAUGUGUAGGGAAGCAUUAUAUACUGUAUUGUGCAAUACAUUAUUACAGAAAAGAAAUGUUUCUGUAGGAAAGGUUGGCGCUUUGAAGAAAAAUGUAUUUUCCUCUUUAAGGGUCCUAUUACCAUUCUUUAGAUGAAGUGAACUGUGCCAGAAGAAUUUAAUUGUGAUUUUUAUUUAUUUAUUGCAUGCUUUCCUUCCCUUUUUGCUAUUCCCCUUCUUUAACUGUGCGCUAUGUUGGAUGUGUGAAGCUGUAAACAUUCUAAUUCAGGUUAUUGUCUGUGUUGAGCUAUGUAACUGCGUAAUUAAAAAUGAAAUGAAAUAUCAAA
Molecule: messenger RNA, 9061 nt
Organism: Oncorhynchus nerka (sockeye salmon)
Lineage: Eukaryota; Metazoa; Chordata; Actinopteri; Salmoniformes; Salmonidae
Product: protein CBFA2T3-like
Exons: 12
Coding region: 1607-3544 (645 amino acids)
Biological process (GO): DNA-templated transcription; negative regulation of DNA-templated transcription
Cellular component (GO): nucleus
Molecular function (GO): transcription corepressor activity
Source: RefSeq, a predicted model, not a curated record